This is a messenger RNA of Schistosoma guineensis, 865 nucleotides long. NCBI's taxonomy places the organism in Eukaryota, Metazoa, Platyhelminthes, Trematoda, Strigeidida, Schistosomatidae. The record is from the annotation of a GenBank genome assembly.
CAAAUGUCUGCAUUACACAAUAAACGUUCUGUGAUUGAUACACAUUGUCAUUUGUGUGAAUCUAUUUUUGAUAAUGAUAUUGACAAUGUAAUCAGUCGUGCAAUAUCUUCAAAUGUUCAUGGUGCUAUUGUAUUAACCGAGAAUAGAAAUGAUUUUUCAAAAAUAUUUGAAUUAAAAAAGAGAUAUCCUGACUGGAUUAAUGUUUGCCUUGGGAUUCAUCCUGUUCAGAAACAAGAAGGAACUCACAAUGGACAACGUAGUGUGAACAUGAAAGAUUUAAAACAUACUCGUGAUAUGAUCCUUCAACAUAAAUCUGAAAUUUUUGGCAUUGGAGAGAUUGGAUUAGAUUUUACACCGACAAUAUGUUCAACUAGUGAAUUACAAGAUUUACAAAAAAGUAUAUUUACUAUACAAAUUCAAUUGGCUAAACAAUUGAAUUUACCAGUAAAUGUUCAUUCACGUUCUGCUGGAAAAGAAACCAUUGACAUAUUGAAAUCUGAAGGUGUUACAAAAGUUCAACUACAUGCUUUCGAUGGUCGACCAUCCAUUGCAAUGAUUGGCUUAAGUGAAGGUUAUUACUUUUCAAUACCAUCUAGUUUACCAAGAAGUAAACAGAAACAGGAAUUAGUCAAAGUUUUACCAUUGGAUCGUAUUCUAGUUGAAACUGAUGCACCAGUACUAAGUUCAUCUUCAAUACAGAGCCGUACUGAACCAGAUGAAGCUAUCAAAGUUUGUGAACAUAUUGCAAAACUAAAAGGAAUAGAUUUUGAAACAGUUUGUCAAAUAACAACUGAAAAUGCAUUUAAACUUUAUGGAUCACUGAAUGUGAAAUGUUGAAUUCAUGUGAACUGAAACUGAACAAAAU